AUGGCAGUCAAUAGCAAUGUUCCAGCACCCGACCUCAAUGGUGCUCGAAAGGCAGAGGAAAGUUCCAUCAACGACAAAUAUGCUCAGGAACGCAGUAAACGAACCACGGGGAAGGGAAUGGCCCAGUACCUUGACCUUAGAUCGAAUAAGACACAUCUGAACCAAGAUCCGUGGGUCGAAACAAACACGCCCGUGUCACAAGUCGUCGAUGAUGAAGGCCAUGUCAUGGUUGUCAUCGUUGGGGCUGGAUACGGAGGUAUACUGUUUGCCAUCAACUUGAUUAAAUCGGGCUUCAAGCCAGAUGACAUACUGUUUGUGGAUCCUGCAGGUGGCUUCGGAGGCAACUGGUAUUGGAACAGAUAUCCUGGACUGAUGUGCGACGUCGAGUCUUACAUAUAUAUGCCCAUGCUCGAAGAGAUGAAUUACAUGCCGAAGCGGAAAUAUGCAAGCGGCGAAGAGCUGCGAACCUAUGCCAACAGCAUCUGCACCAAAUACAAUCUCCAUUCAAGGGCAAUGUUUCAGUCGUCGGUGAAGGGUCUGGAGUGGUCUUCGGAGAAAAGCGAAUGGAACGUGAAGAUCGAACAGUCCCCCAAGGGCGGAGAGACGACCCGUAUUGAUAUCAGCGCCAAUUUUGUUUAUCUUGCAAACGGAAUUCUGAACGAAGCAAAGCUGCCCAUCACCGAGGGCAGUGAUACGUUCAAGGGCGAAACUUUUCAUACCGCACGCUGGAGAUACGACAUCACUGGAGGUAAUCCUAGCGAGUGGACCCCGGAACUGACUGGUCUCAAAGACAAAAGGGUGGGUAUAGUCGGGACUGGUGCAACCGCCGUUCAAGUCGUGCCACAGCUGGCUAAGUAUGCCAAAGAGCUGUACGUCUUCCAGCGAACGCCGUCUUCUGUUGAUGUGAGAAACAAUCGAGACACCGAUGCAGCUACAUGGAAGCAAAUUGCUAGCAAGCCGGGUUGGCAAAGAGAACGCAAUCUUAACAUGUUCGCGUUCUCCUGUAAUCUUCAGCCCAAGCCGGAAGUAGACCUGAUCAAUGAUGGGUGGACCAGCAUGCCAAGCUUCUCAGCACUUGUCGGUAGCCCACAGUACAAUGUCACCCAAGACAAUGUGGCCGAGCAUGUCGCAAUGCUGCAUGCUCUGGAUCACCCUCGUCAGGAGCGUCUUCGACGACGUGUUGAGGAGAUUGUACAAGAUCCCGAGACAGCCAAAAGCCUUCAAGCUUGGUAUCCUGGGUGGUGCAAAAGACCCUGCUUUCAUGAUGAGUAUUUGCAGGCUUUCAAUUCCUCUAAUGUCACGCUGGUAGACACGAAUGGGAAGGGGAUCGAUCGGAUGACCCAGGACGGUGUUGUUGCUGCUGGGAAAGAAUUUGGUGUCGAUAUCAUGAUCUGGUCCACAGGCUUUCUGCMCCCAUCUGGUGCUCCCGCGGAAAAGGCUGGCAUCAAUUUGAUCGGCAGAGAUGGCCUCACCUUGAAGAAGAAGCAUGAGAAUGGGUAUUCAACGCUACACGGCAUUACAAGCAAAGGCUUUCCCAACCUGUUCUGGACCGGUGUAUUGCAGGUCGGGUCCAGUCCGAACCAGAUGUUCCUGUUGGAGAUUCAGGCUCGUCAUGUUGCCUUUAUCAUCGCAGAGUCAAGUCGCCGAUGUGGACCAAAGCCAAUUAUCGAGCCAACAGCGGAGGCGGAAGAGCAAUGGGCUCAAGUAAUCCUAGGAUCGGCAAUGACUUCCGCUGCCGUCGGAGUAUGUGGGCCAUCGUACUUCAACAAAGAGGGGGAACUCAGCGCAAAGAUGUCCCCAGAAGAGCAGAUGAGGGCAGCACGUGGAAGUAAUUAUGGCAAGGGCAUCGCAGCAUACGAUGWAAUUCUGGAUGGCUGGCGUGCGAACGACCGACUUGAGGGCCUCAGUGUGACCGCCGCGACUGACUGA
Molecule: messenger RNA, 1929 nt
Organism: Ramularia collo-cygni
Lineage: Eukaryota; Fungi; Ascomycota; Dothideomycetes; Mycosphaerellales; Mycosphaerellaceae
Product: related to monooxigenase
Exons: 12
Coding region: 1-1929 (642 amino acids)
Source: RefSeq, a predicted model, not a curated record